This is a messenger RNA of Clunio marinus, 1209 nucleotides long. The record is from the annotation of a GenBank genome assembly. NCBI's taxonomy places the organism in Eukaryota, Metazoa, Arthropoda, Insecta, Diptera, Chironomidae.
AUGAAUGAUUUUUAUGACGUUGACUUCUCUUGCUAUGACUUUCCAUCACAAAUUUGGGACAUGUUGUCAUGGAAAGAAAUUUUAAUUCGAACUUUCAUCUUGCUGCCGAUUGGAGUCUUUGGAAUUGUUGGAAAUUGUUUGCUACUUCAUGUGAUUUAUGGAAAUCGAACAUUACAGACACCGACCAAUUAUUUGAUUUUCAAUAUGGCGAUUUCCGACCUUUUAGUUCUUCUCUGUUGUCCAGGAUUGUUCUUAUUUCAUGAGAUAUUUCAAAACUACAAGUUGGGCGAGAUUGGAUGCAAAGCUGAUGGAAUGAUUGAAGUUUCUCUUCUCAUCACUUCAGUUAUAACAAUUUGUUUGAUUAGCUACGAUCGAUUGACAGCAAUCGCUUUUCCAAUGAAAGCUCGAUUAAACUUCAAAACGACAAAAAUAAUGAUUGCAAUUUCAUGGAUUAGUGGAUUGGUCUUGUCAUCACCACUCGCAAUUUUCCGAUCAUAUCAAGAACGUCACUGGAAGAAUUUCGUCGAAUCUUUCUGCACGGAAAAUUUGAAAGUUCUUCCACUUUAUUGGCAUGUUUUGGUGAUUGCUUUGGUGUGGGUGCCAAUGGCUGUGCUGGUUUUUUGCUACAGCAUGAUUUUCUGGAAACUUGAUCGAUAUGAAAAAAGCAGGAAGAAACGUGACAAUCCAAUUCAAAUCAUUAAUAAACGAAAGUGCACAAUAACUCUGUUCAUUGUCGUUCUUUCGUUUAUUCUUCUUCGACUUCCGUUCACGGCUUUAGUUUUCAUUCGUUACAACAUGCUGCAAAACUCAGAGAUGAAUCAAGUGCAAGGAUCAUUUCAUGUUCUUUGGUACAUUUCACAUUUUCUAAUCUUUCUCGACAGCUCAUUGACACCGAUCAUUUAUGGUGUCAUGAACGAGAACUUUCGUCGAGCUUUCCGACAAACAAAACUUCACAAACUUUUCUGCAGUUGCUGCACAACAAAAGACUUUUCAACAACCGUUGGCAUCUUCACUUUUGGAUCGAUAAAAACAAGAAAUAAUUAUCAACUUGAACCUCGUAAUCCAAUCGUCACUAACAGAAAACUUCUCACUCCCAAUUGGAUGAAUUUUGAAUGGCAUUCCAAACAUUCAAGCAACAAAUCGCAAAAAGUGUUUUCACGAGAUGAAAAAAGCCAAGAAAAAUUUAAAUCAACAGAAAGUUUUAUUUAA